AUGGACAACCCCGCAGAGCCUGAUAUGCUCGUCGAUGAAUACGAGCAAUAUCAGAAUAACAAUGACCGGACGGACGUCGUCGUCGUUUCCCGCUCCGGCUCUGAAGAGCCAGAGCCAGAGCCAGAGCCUCUUGCAAAUGACCGUAAGGGCAUUCACUUCCCUUUUCACCAUCUCCGUCAUGCCUCUACACCCGUCUUCCCUGCGUACCGCGAACCCCGCAACGGAGCCGUCGGAACGGCAACACGCAUGCUAUUGGCGAUCUAUACGCUUGGAGCUGCUAUUGGAGAAUGA
Messenger RNA from Aspergillus ruber CBS 135680, 291 nucleotides. RefSeq lists its product as uncharacterized. NCBI's taxonomy places the organism in Eukaryota, Fungi, Ascomycota, Eurotiomycetes, Eurotiales, Aspergillaceae. The record is from RefSeq and is a predicted model, not a curated record. Bases 1 to 291 code for a protein of 96 amino acids. The transcript is spliced from 2 exons.